AUGACAGACGCUUAUAAUAAGUACCCAAAGGAAUCGGCUGGGACACUCAUAGGGAAUUGGUAUGAAGAAAGAGAACUGCGUGAUCUCACAGGCCAUGGACGUAACUACCCCAUGCACCAUGUUCCUAAAAAAGAAGGCGAACCUGCAGCCUUGCGUGACCGUGAUGGGACGGAUACAAGAGUUCAUGGAACCUCCUGGGAAGAAAAGCAUGACACUAUGAAUCAUAAUUAUGGGGCAACUACAAACCCAGCUGAUCAGCUUAGAAAAGUAGGAAGAAGGGAAGAGCUUAUGAAGGCCCAAAUCCAUCAAGCAAUUUCAAAUGAAAUCAAGCAAAAAACUGACGAAGAAGAAGUGCUAACUCACCUCUGUCGGCGAACAAAAAUUUCCUUUCUCAAAAUUUAAAAAAUCGGAAAGCAAAUAUGUAUUGAAUUGGUAAAAUUUAUAUCUAAAAGUGCAAUUAGCUAAAAAUUUCAUUAUACUAAUUAUUACUUAUUCAUAAAAAAAUUUUAUAUUAAAAAAAUUUUUUGUUCGCUCACGGCUUUGUAAAAAAAUAGGGAUUUUUCCAAUGGUUUUGCUUGCUCAUGGAGGAGGAGCAAGAAAUACGAGGAUUUUUGAGACCACCACACAAGGCACUUUUGGAUGGCAAGUUCCGAAUGAAAAAAUCGGGAAAAGGGUGAUGAAAACUCAAGAUGGAGCUGAAACUGAAGCAAAUGACGAAGUUUGGGCGGUGGAGCAUGGGAUUAGGGUACCAAAACCGAGAAGGCCCCUAGAGCAGCUUGAAGAAGAGGUGAUUCGUGCACAACAGCCUAUAACUCUGUACUCAGAUACUUUGAAGCAAGAAAUAUUCCCAGUUUCAGCCACCAAAGGGCCCAGUCCAUUUGCUAGGUCUUGUGGAUUUACUCAGCCAAUCCAGCAGACAAGAGGUGCGAAUGGAUUUCAAGGCAACGUUUAG
This is a messenger RNA of Blepharisma stoltei, 952 nucleotides long. The record is from the annotation of a GenBank genome assembly. NCBI's taxonomy places the organism in Eukaryota, Ciliophora, Heterotrichea, Heterotrichida, Blepharismidae.